AUGAAUUAUCUAUAUCUAGUCAGCGUUGCACUUGGAUUUAUUGGCGGUGUGAGUGGAAUCGAUUGUGGUGCCAAAGAACUCAAGGAUUACAACUUUGAAAGCUUUAAAGGCAUACAUUCGGUGACGAAGUUGAAAGAUACACCACCCACGCAAACUAACGUUACGUGGUAUAUUGGGAUAUGUGAUACCAUAAGUGAGAAAAUAGAACAUUGUCCUAAGAAUUCGGAUCUUUGCGGGAUAACACUGAUUAAUUUGGAGAAAAAUUCCCAGAAGGAUGCAGUUGUGUCGGAGAUUGUUGGAUUCAACACGAAUUUGCAGAAGCAAUACAAGCCAUUCACCAAGGAUGGGGACAAAAAGGAAGAUGGUAUCACCAUUGUGUAUAAGGGUGCGAACUGGGGUGACAAUUUAGUCGAUGCUGAGUUGAGAUUUGUAUGUGCAAGCUCGUCUGAUAACGACAAAGACUUGGACAAGUUCGAGUUGCACCAGUGGGACGACAAGCGGUUGAAAGUCUCUGUUAAGACCAAGGCUGCAUGUAUCACCGAUAAAAAGGAUAAGAAGAAGCCAGACCACAAGAAAGACAAAGAUAAAGUCGACAAUGGUGAGUCUUGGGGGUGGUUCACAUGGAUCUUCAUCUUCUUAGUGUUAUUUUUAAGUAUCUAUAUCGUGGGUGGUGCGUGGUUUCAAUACAGCAAGGGGAAUGCGAUCGACUUUCAGAGUGCUUUGAGAGAAGUGUUAGAAAACUUUGUGAGCUUACUUAGGGGGUUGCCUAGUUUCGUAAGGGAGAUAAUUGAAAAAUUCACAGGUAAUAGUAAUAGAGGUGAAUAUAGCGCAGUUUAG
Messenger RNA from Debaryomyces fabryi, 837 nucleotides. RefSeq lists its product as uncharacterized. The record is from RefSeq and is a predicted model, not a curated record. The transcript has a single exon. The coding region runs from base 1 to 837 and encodes 278 amino acids. NCBI's taxonomy places the organism in Eukaryota, Fungi, Ascomycota, Pichiomycetes, Serinales, Debaryomycetaceae.